GAUCUAUUUGUCGCCCAAACUGUACGGAAAGAAAUGAAUGGAGAAGCCAUUCCACACCGUUAAUAUUUUGUUAACAUUUGCAAUCUCGCUCUUUAGUUACAUACCAAGGAAAAAUCAUCAGUGAACUUGCGGGUCGAGUAUUUCCCUGACUUGUCAAUGCCCUUGACAGCUGCCUGUUUUGCUACGUCUGCCAAGGCGGCGAUGGCCUGGUCACAGUUGUUGUGGCUCUGGUGGGGACAAAUUUGAGCUCGGCCGUAGCAGUUUUGUUGAUGUUGUCUCGGUUGUCCAAAAUUUCGGCUGGUUUCUGUCGGUAAGAGAAGAAUUCAGUUAUAGGUGGGAAGUACAUAAGAUAAGCCACGAUGUGCUUCAGGUAAACGUGAAACGAGAAGAUGGACAAGAGACUUAUGACUCACCCCAUCUACGAGCUCCUUAGAACCUUAUAUCACCCAGUGUCGCCACCCCAACCAUUGCAAGCAUUCUCAGCAGACUUUGCUAUCUCCCUAGGUGCCCCUGGUUUAUCCAGAACAGCGACAUUCCCAAGAAUUUCAGGAGGACGUAUCUGGUUCAUUCUCGAUGUAUGGCUCACAUUCUUGGUGAACCUCAGCCCAGCUAUCGUUGAGCCAAGUGUUACGAACUCGAGUGAUCCGAGUUACACCCUUUUUUUUGGGUUGGGGGAGGGGGGAGGUUUCUGCGAAUUUACUUUCAACGACUAUCAACUAUUCGCCAACAUCAGCUACGUCGAUUUCUUCAGUUUGCCUAUUGCUCUUGAGCUGAAGAAUGAAAGUGGCGCCGUGCAGUCUGGAACUAUUAGGACUUAGGGCGCGCAGGUUGGCCCCGUUCUGCGCUCUGAUGACUAGCUUGC
Truncatella angustata is the source of this 862-nucleotide messenger RNA. RefSeq lists its product as uncharacterized. The record is from RefSeq and is a predicted model, not a curated record. The coding region runs from base 390 to 818 and encodes 142 amino acids. Lineage: Eukaryota; Fungi; Ascomycota; Sordariomycetes; Amphisphaeriales; Sporocadaceae. The transcript has a single exon.